Molecule: messenger RNA, 4719 nt
Organism: Myzus persicae (green peach aphid)
Lineage: Eukaryota; Metazoa; Arthropoda; Insecta; Hemiptera; Aphididae
Product: nucleoporin NUP1
Exons: 9
Coding region: 279-3893 (1204 amino acids)
Source: RefSeq, a predicted model, not a curated record
CGUUACACAUACAAGAUAGUAGAUACGACACAGCAACGCACACAUACACUCUCAUGUUUCACACAUUCUACAGUUACACACCAUUACUAUUACACGUUUCGGUGUUUACUGUUAAAUGUUUAAACUUCUUAAAACAUAAUAACACGUUUUUUUUUCAGUCUACUUAAAUACUAAAUAGUUAAAAUCUUCGUUGUAAUUCUCUAUCAAUUCACAUUUUGGCUUUUAAUUUUGUUAAUUUUUAAAUUUAGUUGCGUGGUUUAAAAUUACCGUAGCUUAUUAUGUUUUCGUUUUUGAAGUUUUUAAAUUCUAAAUCGGAUGCUGAAAAGAAUAAAGGGCCCAACAGCUUAAAUGGUAAAACAUUAAACCUUAAUAGUCCAAAGGCCAGGGCUCUCAAUGUUUUUAAUAACAAGUCACCCAAUUCAAAUGGAAGUAGAACUUCAUUAAGAUCCAAUUGUAAAGAAACAGUGACAAGUCCUGGAUUUAGUUUUCGUAUAGCUCAAAAAGCUCGGGAAAUGAGGUCAACAACUCCAAACACAGAUGUAUCAAAUUUAUCAACAUCCUAUACUCUAGAAAAUAGUUUGAAUGGUAGCAAUACUUUAAAUGGCAAUAAUACACCAAGAGACGUAUAUGAUAAGAAACGGAAAUUGAUGGAAACGUUAGAUAAUUUUGGAGUGAGAAAAAGAACUCGGCAAGAGGUAAUAUAUAAGAGCGGUGUUGAUGCAUUUGUUAAUCGACGUCGAAGAACUAUAAGUGAAACUAGUGCACCUGACCGUGUGAUUGUGAUGAAUGGACAUAAUCAUAGAUUCAAUCAACCUGCCCCAACAGUAACAAAUUCUUCAAGUGUCAAUGUAGAAAAUAAAAAAACUAAAAGACAAGGAGAUUUUGGAACAAAUAUUUGUCAUCCUCAGAAGAAACCUAGGACUCGAAAUAAUGAAAUAUUGAGCUCCUAUAGUUCAAGCAAGUUUUUAUUAACACCUGGUCAAAAACGAUCUUAUCCAUCUGAUCACGAAGAAGAAUCACCAGAUCGUAAACAUUGUAAAAGCUGCACAUGCUGUGGUUCUACUGUUUUACUUAAUAAUGACCGGAAUAAUUCCAAUAAAAGUGACAAAACUACAGAAACUGACAUGUCUGAUGAUCUAGUAACAGUGGCAGCAAGUCGCAUUUUUAACAGAAGUGGUAAAACUCAGGUUGUUAAGAAAUUAUGUAUGAAAACUAUACUUGAUGAAGUAUUUGACGACACUGAUCCUAUACCAUAUACAAGUAUUGAAAAGCUUGAAGAAAAAAAGAAAAAAGCUCAAAAGAAAGUUAUUUUAAUUGAACAGCAUAUUGAUAAGUCUAAUGUGAAAAAUGGCAACCAGUCAGUUGAUUCAGCUGCUUGUGCCCCAACACCUAUAGUAUCCACAUUUAAUGAAAUACAACCAGCGGUAACUAAUACAUUGUCGUCCACUGUAUCAACUACUUCACCUAGUGCUACAUUAAGCACAAAACCUUUAGUUCAGUCUACAACGCCACUAGCAUUUGGUCUUCAACCAUCAGAGAGUACACCAAAAAUAAGUGAAGGAAAUAAAAGUAAUACUCCAUUACAAUUUAAUUUUGGUAGUCCAAUAGCUUCUGCAGUAACACCUGUUGAGAAAAAUCAUAAACAGACUAAUGAAGUAGAUGGGAAAGUAAUUGAUGAUCAAACACCAGAAUCUACUAAUAAUAAACUAGAAAUUAAGACUCAAAAUAGUACUGUAAAAAAUCCUAAUGAACAAAAUGAAUAUCAGUCUUUAGAAAAAACCAAAAAUAUUAAUGAUAAUUUUCAAAUUGGAGGACAAAAUAAUUUUAAUGAUGACAAAGAUAAACCAUCAUUUCAGUUUACUAUUCCAGCAUCUAAACCAAGUGAAUCUGUUUUAAAUUCAUCCACUGUUAGUGAUUUUUCUAAAAUAAAGGAUAGCAAUUUGCAUGUACAAUUUGAUACUGAAAAGUCAACAGAUAUUUCAAAGAAAGAAGCAGCACCAUCAUUAGUAUUUGGAACUAAAAUUGAUAACUUUUCAAACCCCAAAAAACCAUCGUUUACAUUUGGAGUACCCAAGGCUGAUGAAAAACAAUCCACACCUGUUAUGCAAUUUGGAGUGUCCAAAAUUGAUGACAAACAAUCAACACCUGUAAUGCAAUUUGGAGUGCCCAAAAUUGAUGAUAAACAAUCAACACCUGUAAUGCAAUUUGGAACACCCAAAGUUGAUGAUAAACAAUCAACACCUGUAAUGCAAUUUGGAACACCCAAAGUUGAUGUUAAACAAUCAACACCUGUAAUACAAUUUGGAGUACUUAAAUCUGAUGAAAAACAAUCAACACCUGUAAUGCAAUUUGGUGCAACUAAAGUCAAUGAUAAACAAACAACACCUGUAAUGCAAUUUGGAGCACCCAAAGUUGAUGUUAAACAAUCAACACCUGUAAUGCAAUUUGGUGCAACUAAAACUGAUGCCCUUCAAUCAACACCUAAAAUGCCAUUUGAAGCAACAAAAGGAUCAGAAAAUUCAACAGCUACUCAAUCAUUAUUCUCAUUUGGUAAUAAUCAAAAAUCUGUAGACAAUUCAAAACCAACUGAUUCUGUGAAAUUCCAAUUUGGUCCAUCAAAGUCUGAUAGUACAUCUUUAACAGAAUCUACAAAUGCAGUUUUCGGCUCAAAUUCACAAAAUAAAAAUCUAUUUAGUUUUGGUAAGACAGAUAAUAUAACCUUGCCUACCAGCAAUCCUCCUAAGUAUGAUUCUGCCACCGAAAAAUCAACACCUAAAUUACAAUUUGGUGCUUUGCCGACUCCGGUAUUUGGAGCGUCUACAGCAGGAGAUCAAUCAAAGUCUCAAUUCAACACUUCUGUCACUCAAUCUGCUAUCAACCAAGGCCCUAAAUUAGUUUUUGGUAGUCAAACAACUGAAAACAAACCAACAGCGUCUGGUAUGGUUUUUGCUAAUAAUACAACAAAUCCUAUCUUUCAAUUUAACAAUUCUGGAUCAAAACUUGGUGAUAAACCUUCAGAGACGCCAAGCGGCUCAUUUCCAUUCAGUUCUAACAAAACUACACCAUCCUUUGGAGCCUCUGCUUCACAAGAAUUUAGAGAUAAACCAGCAUUUCAGUUUAAUACACAGAAAACAGAAGAAACAAAAACCCAAUUCUCAGCUCCCAGUUUUGGAUCUCAAAAUACAAAUGCUCCCUUCAAAUUUGGAGGGAACGAAAAACCUGCUUCUUUUGGAACUACUUUUCCAACUUCCAACCAACCAUUACAAUUUACAAAUAAUACUGAAAAAACAGCAGAACCAUUCAAAUUUGGAAGUUCAGUUCAAACGAGUAAUGCAUUUCAAUUUAGUGCUGAUAAAACUGAUCCAGUAAAAUUUGGCCAAACGUCCAACACAUUUGCUACAUCAGGAUUUAGUGGUUUUGGCAAUUCAGCACCUCAACAAACCACCACAUUUGGUACUGUUCAACCACCGCAACCAUCUCCAUUUGGCAACAUAGCUUCCCCUACUGCUGCACCUACAUUUGGCAAUGUAGUAUCACCUCCAUCUAAUACAUUUGGAACAAAUCAAAGCUUUCAGUUUGGUAGUACAAACAAUGUUCCUACAAGCUCAUCUACAUUUGCCUUUGGCAGUAAUUCACAACCUACUAAACCAGAUGGGGCUUUUAGUUUUAAUGCUACUUCUACAACUGCUUCACCAUUCCAAUUUGGCCAAGGCCCAUCACCAUUGUCAACACCACAGUUUGGAGGAACACAACCAAAUCAAGGAUCGUUUGGUUUUGGAUCACCUCCAAUGACUGCAACUGUUAUGCCUGGAUCAAGUCAACCGUUAUUCUCCAUGGGAACAGCUCCUGCCGGUGAAAGACGUAAAGCUAAAGCAGUUAGAAGAAGACAAUAAUUUAAUAAUUACAAUUAAAAUUUUUUGUUAAAAUACUCUUAAUUUAUGAAGUUUAAAUAUUUUAUCUCUACAAAUACUAACACACUGUAGUAAUAUCUUAUAUGCCUAUUUGACUAUUGCAAAAUUGUUUGCGGUGUAAAUGUAAUUUAUUUUUUGUAUUUACAUUAAAAAAAUCCAAACUCCAAUUAUUUGUCAACAAAAUAUUAUGUUGCUUCUAUGGCUAAUUUAUUCUUCUGCGGUACUAAUUUGUUUUAAUUUAAUUUUAAUAUUUAUUUGAAUUGUUUUGUACGGUUUUUAUUGACUUGAUUAUUUUAUAAAUAUUGUACCUUGAGUAAUCAAAUAUUUAUUUUAAAAAUUAUUAAUAUCACAGUGUACACAUUGUACAUUGUAUGUAAUAAUGACAAAUAAUUUGAUUUAUUCAACUUUCCCAACUAUUUUAAUUAAAACAUUUUAUACUUGUUAUUUGAAAUGAUCGGCUUGAACAGUUUGUAUAGAUUGUAUUUUUGUAUGAUAUCAAACUAACAAAAUGAGUAAUUGUAUUAUUGUAUUUAUAAGUUUUAUAUCAAAAAUUAUCUUUCAAAAGAUUACCUGUGUUUAGUAUUUUUAGUAAAAUAUUUGUGUAAUAUAAUGUUAAUUCUUAAAAAGUUAUUGUUAUUUUCUGUACAUUUUUGAAUUAAUAAAAAAUUAAAAUUUUAAUUUUUUAUAAAUAUAUUUUCAUCUAUGUUAUAAUUUCAUCUAUGAUGAUAACUGUGAGAUGUAAUGCUGUAAAAUGUAUAUUGUAAAAUUUGUUACGUUUUUUUAACCUACAAUUGUUGUUAAUAAAUUA